GAGAGACAGGACGCAGCCGGAAGCAUUUACCCCUACCUCUCUGGAACACUUUAAGCAUACUCUUGUCAAACAAGCCAUAGACAUAACUGCAUACUUAGAAUGACACUGCGCUGAAUGCAGACUGAGGUGUGACUCCUUAGUGAAGUCUGCUACCCACUCUGUCCUAGCAGAGAGGACCUCUCUCUGCUGUGUUGUGAGCCAGACCUAUUUUCUCCGAGCUAUUCUAAUGGCCUGACAUUUAGGCUCGUGUCCCACGAGGUCUACACCACACCCUGACCUCUUUCACGAUGACAGCUCCACACUCUCCUCUCUCCUCCAUGCCUCCCGCUUCUGUCUCAUGUUCUUGAAGCCUCGACAUCCGCACAGGAAAACGCACGCACGCACCCCGGGGAUGGAGGCCAGCCAGCCUCUUUCUUGAGGCCCCUGCUCUGUUUGAAUGAGUAGACCGGACCCAGCCUUCCUUUUCCUCCUCAUCCGAGACGGUCAAAUCAAAUCCCUCCCCCGUUUGGCCCCCUCCUCCCAGCAUCCCUCUCGUCCUCAAGACCCCAGAGAGUCGCACUAACGAGCAAGAUGGCAGCUGGGGUGGCAACAUGGCUCCCCUUCGCCCGGGCAGCUGCUGUGGGCUGGCUCCCUCUGGCCAAAAAGAUCAUGCCCAAGCCUCCCGUGGACAAGAAGAGCCGCAGCGACGAGAUCCUGUUUGUCAACGUGAGCGGCCAGCGUUUCCAGACCUGGAAGAACACCCUGGACCGCUACCCAGACACCCUGCUGGGCAGCUCCGAGAAGGAGUUCUUCUACAACGAGGACACUCAGGAGUUCUUCUUUGACCGGGAUCCCGAGAUGUUCCGGCACAUCCUGAACUUCUACCGCACGGGCAAGCUGCACUACCCGCGCCACGAGUGCAUCCAGGCCUUCGAAGAGGAGCUGGCCUUCUACGGCAUCGAGCCGGAGAUCAUCGGCGACUGCUGCAUGGAGGAGUACCGCGACAGGAAGAAGGAGAACCAGGAGCGGCUGGCCGAGGACACGGAGGCGGAGAACGCCGGCGACGCGCCCCUGCCGCCUGACAGCACGGCGCGCGAGCGGCUGUGGCGGGCCUUCGAGAACCCCCACACCUCCACCAUGGCGCUGGUGUUCUACUACGUGACGGGCUUCUUCAUCGCCGUGUCGGUCAUCGCCAACGUGGUGGAGACGGUGCCGUGCCGGCCUAUCAAGGGCAGCGUGAAGGACCUGCCCUGCGGUGAGAAGUACGGCCUGGCCUUCUUCUGCAUGGACACGGCCUGCGUCCUCAUCUUCACCUUCGAGUACCUGGCGCGUCUGUUUGCCGCGCCCAGCCGCUGCGACUUUGCGCGCUCCGUGAUGAGCGUGAUCGACGUGGUGGCCAUCCUGCCCUACUACAUCGGCCUGGUGAUGCCCGAGAACGAGGACGUGAGCGGCGCCUUCGUCACGCUGCGGGUGUUCCGCGUCUUCCGCAUCUUCAAGUUCUCCCGCCACUCGCAGGGCCUGCGCAUCCUGGGCUACACGCUGAAGAGCUGUGCCUCCGAGCUGGGCUUCCUCCUCUUCUCCCUCACCAUGGCCAUCAUCAUCUUCGCCACCGUCAUGUUCUACGCCGAGAAGGGCACCAGGGGCAGCAGCUUCACCAGCAUCCCAGCGUCCUUCUGGUACACCAUCGUCACCAUGACCACCCUGGGGUAUGGGGACAUGGUUCCUAGCACCAUUGCAGGGAAGAUCUUCGGUUCCAUCUGUUCUCUAAGUGGGGUUCUAGUGAUCGCUCUCCCAGUACCUGUCAUCGUGUCCAACUUCAGCCGCAUCUACCACCAGAAUCAACGAGCCGACAAGAUGAGAGCCCAACAGAAAGUACGCCAGGCUAGGAUUCGUAUGGCGAAGAAGGGAACAACCAACGCCUUCCUACAGUACAAAGAGGAUGGAGGGUUAGAGGACCGUCAUAACGAUGACAGUGCAGCUCUGUGUCUGAAGAACAGGUCCGCCUUCGAACACCAACACCAUCAUCUGCUCCACUGCCUGGAGAAAACCACAAGUCACGAGUUUACGGAUGAGAUGACCUACAGCGAGGUGUGCAUGACCGAGUCCGUGGGCUUCCGGACCAGCCGCAGCACUUCCAUCUCCAGCCAGCAGGGGGUGCAGCAGUCCACCUGCUGCCCGCGCCGGGCCAAGAGGAGGGCCAUCCGUCUGGCCAACUCUACCGUGUCUGUCAGCAGGGGCAGCGUCCAGGAACUGGACACGCUCCACAUCCAGAAGACCACCACCAUCCCUCAGAGUCGCUCCAGCCUGAAUGCCAGGACCCAUGACCUGAAGCUGAACUGUGACGACCGUGACUUCACCGCCGCCAUCAUCAGCAUCCCCACCCCCCCGGCCAACACCCCCGACGAGAGCCUGCCCCCCUCCCCAGUCAUCCCAGGGAUCCUGCGGAACUCCCGCGCCACCGCCUUCACCCACGACACUGUCAAGAUCUCCUCCUUAUAACCCUGCCCCUCCGCCCUCCUCCCCCUCUCCCCGCCUGCCCCAACCCCCCCCCCCCCCCUCCCCUCCAGCACAGGAGCACAGAUCCAUGCACAAAAGGAGAGGGAGGGUUGUGUCUGAGCGACUGACUGAAGAACAGGAUGAGGAGGGGUGGGCAGAGAAAGAGGAGGAGGAGGAGAUUAAGCCAACAACGAUAAACUUGCUUCCACAUUCUGCAAACGCUUCACUCCAACACCAACACUAAGUGCCCUGAGUGGGCAGGAUAGGAGGCAUUGAGCAACAAGAAAACAAAUCAAUCAUUUGAACCGAAAGUUCUCGAACCAGUGUGACGUUCUACGGGGACUAUGUGACAGAGCUUCCUGUGGGCGUUGCCAGGAUGGGGCCAAGUCAGCCCUCGAUACAAGGGGGUCCUUCAGAGGACCAAUCUCUAGAAAGCAUGGUGCUUGCAAACACCAAGGUCAUGGGAAUUAUAACUUCUAGCAGACAAUGUAUGCAAUUAUGAAAUCCUAAGAGCAUGUGUGUGUGUGUGAGAGAGGAUGUGGGCUGCCAAGCUGCUGACAGAAGGUUCAGAUCCAGGAUAGGACCUGUGGACACGACCCAUCUGCUGGGACAGACCAGAUCACCUCAGACAGGACUGACACACUCAUGGUCUGCUACACAAACACUACAUGAGGAUAUGGUCAUGGCAGAGAAUGGCACAGUACAGCACAGUAGUGGUAUGGAAUGGGACGGUCGGUGUUUUUCAACAAUGUUCUUCCCACACAGGCAUUGAAAGCCUUUUCCUUUUCAAGAUAUGCAACGUUAGAACAAGCAGGACAAAAUUACUAUACAAAACGUGUGUGUAUAAAACUUUGCAGGGAAAGAUUACGAUAAAGACCAUAAUAAUAAAAUGCUGAAUUAUACAGAUACAUGAACAUCUUUAACCGGGAGAACUCUUUGUUAAUACCUGUAUUCUGCAGUAGAUAUCUUCACACGCGUCAUCCACCAUGACAGAGGUCGGUGGCUGGAGAGAGAGAGUACAUAUGUAACAUAUUUGGUGUCAUACUUCUGUAGGUCACAUUGCAUCAUCAAACCUUUCCCAAAAAAUGUAAAAGGAGCGUUGGCGUUGCAGAGCUGCCUGGCGUCUUCCCCUGCAUGACCCUGUACAGUGGAGGAAGCGGCGGGCUUUGAUUGGGGCUGCCACCCAGGCCCCGCCUCCUCCGUUUGCAUGGAAACCUUUUUGUUUCUCUCAGAAUUGUUUGUUUUCCUUUUUCCUGAUAUUUGUGACAACAACCUUGUAGAGAAAACAGACUGGGAACUGUAGGAGUGCUUUCGCCAGACCUGUGUGUUUGGUCCCAAUUUUAAAAAGACAUAUAUAUAUAUAUAUAUAUAUGAAACAUUCAGGCAUGUUCCUCGCCAGAAUGCAAUGUGGGUGAGUGAGUAAUGAGUGUGCGUGUGAUUGUGUGUGUAUACAUCUAUGUUCAUGUGUGUACGUGAGGUAGCUAGAUAGAGUGGACUGUUGGGUGUUAAUCGAUCACAAAUAUGCAUGGAUACCGUUGUAGGUAUUAUUCGUGUUUUCUCCCAGAGAAGUAGAAGGAGGAUCAGUGGCAGUGAUGUCAAUCAGGGGGGGUCAAAACAUCUACAGUGAAAGGUCAGGGUUCAAAGGGAGAGUAACCAAGGAACAUUUUUUGUGUCAGAGACCUCAUGGAUCCAUGUUCUGCACUGUGGCACAGUUGUCCUGUCAUGGGCCACAGGCAUGAUGCAUCUGACUCUUGUCAUCGUCCUUGAGGUGAAUCCUGAAGUGAACAAAGCCUGUGUGCUCAGUAAUGUCAUAGAGACCUUCUUUGGGUUCUUCUGUUCGAUCAUCAUGGAGUGGUGCUGUACAAUGUUUUACAGGUGUGUGCGAUGCACACACUAAGUCUGUUCAACUUGCUGUCCGUUUUACAGAGGUUUAUUUAGACUCUGUAGCUUUUUUUGUUUUGAAUCAGCAAAAUUUCACUUGUUGUAUAUUUGACACCAUGUUUGUGACUGCUGUUACUUUUGUACUUUACCACACUGAGAAUCCUGGAUCAUUUUCUUUCUCCGUUGUGACAAUUUAAUUAGCUUUUUGUUCAAUAUUUGUACUUGUACACAACAGCUGUAUCUUUUGAUAUAUCAUGACAUAUAUUUGAUUAUAUUGUUUCUAUAAUUUAACAGCUGGUAUCCUGUUUCAGAGGGUGAGCACUGCAGUAGGUAUGUCUGCAGUACUGACACAGUAGGAUGCAGAUGAUGUGUAUGCAGCAUCAGCCUUCUCCCACACACACACACACACACACACACACACACAUACACACACUUCCAAACAUUCAGCUCUUUAUGAUACAGUACAGUCUGCAGGAAGCCGUUUGGUGAUCUUCCCGACAUCAGGGUUCCAGAGGAGUGUGAUUGUCGUGUCACAUGGAUGCUGCAUGUUAGAGGUAGCUCUGCUGACAGGUGUGUGAGUGAGGAACACUUGACCUCGCUGGGCGUGGACCACUUCUA
Hypomesus transpacificus is the source of this 4974-nucleotide messenger RNA. RefSeq names its product potassium voltage-gated channel, Shal-related subfamily, member 1 (gene kcnd1). Gene Ontology annotation, molecular function: A-type (transient outward) potassium channel activity; protein binding. The record is from RefSeq and is a predicted model, not a curated record. NCBI's taxonomy places the organism in Eukaryota, Metazoa, Chordata, Actinopteri, Osmeriformes, Osmeridae. Gene Ontology annotation, biological process: protein homooligomerization; potassium ion transmembrane transport. The transcript has 6 exons. Gene Ontology annotation, cellular component: membrane; voltage-gated potassium channel complex. The coding region runs from base 571 to 2478 and encodes 635 amino acids.